AUGGUUGCGAUAACCCUGAGAGCCUAACUUUGAAUAUUUUAUUUUUAUAAAUAUUAUUGUAGUUAAAGAUGAAUCAUGAGGGAUGCUCUAAUACUUUAACUGAGGAGUGUACAAAGUUUCAUAGAGAAUUCGGGAAGGAUGGCCGAAACUACACUUCUCCCUCUAGGUUCCCUUGCUACUAUACACCAACCCAUGGAGAUUUUGUUACAUCUCAUCUAGACCUUCAAUAUUCACAGCAGAUAUUUCUCAUAAUGUUGUUAGUUCCUCUGACGAUCUUCAUAUUUUCCUGCUUUUUCUGCCUGUUCUGUUCCUAUCUGAUAGUUGUGGAUGAAGAAGGUCACAUGCAUCUAAAAGGAUGUUAUGAUUGGUUUCGAAAGCCCCCAACUGAGUACGAGAAGUGGGAGAAGCAGCAUGCAAAGAAGAAACGAAGGAGAGAAGAGGAAGAGAGUAAACGACAAAAAAGAGAAGAAGUGUGGAUGAAAGAAUGUCGGGAGGAAAUGGAGAAGAGACGACAAUUCAUUAGAGAUCAAGAUUUAUACGAUGAGAGGAGAGAUUCUGUUGGUACACUACAAGAUAUUAAUAUACAAAUUCAUACUCCGGAAUAGCAAAUAUUGUAUACCGCCUAAUUUGACCAACAAAUAUUUGUAAAAAUAUUUGCGCAUUUUGAUCUCAAAAGACGAAUAAAUUGUGUACAACUAC
Messenger RNA from Eurytemora carolleeae, 699 nucleotides. RefSeq lists its product as uncharacterized. Bases 69 to 605 code for a protein of 178 amino acids. Gene Ontology annotation, molecular function: sodium channel regulator activity. The record is from RefSeq and is a predicted model, not a curated record. The transcript has 6 exons. Lineage: Eukaryota; Metazoa; Arthropoda; Copepoda; Calanoida; Temoridae. Gene Ontology annotation, biological process: regulation of sodium ion transport.